AUGAGUAAUAUAUUCAGUCAGAGUAGAAUUUUCCAGCUGGACCAAAAAACCCACACAGGAGAGAAAACUUUUAAGUGCCCAGAGUGUGGAAAGAGAUUCAGUCGGAGUGGCUAUUUUCAACAUCAACUGAGAACCCACACGGGGAAGAAACCUCUUGAGUGCUCACAGUGCAGAAAGAGAUUCAGCCGGAGUGCCUAUCUUCAAGAUCAUCAGAGAACCCACUCAGGGGAGAAACCUUUUGAAUGCUCAGAGUGUGGAAAGAGAUUCAGUCGGAGUGACAGUCUACAACUUCAUCAGAGAACUUACUCAGGGGAGAAACCUUUUGAAUGUUCAGAGUGUGGAAAAAGGUUUAGUAGGAGUGUCAAUCUUCAACGUCAUCAGAGAACUCACACAGGGGAGAAGCCUUUUGAAUGUUCAGAGUGUGGAAAGAGGUUUAGUACGAGUGGCCAACUUCAACUUCAUCAGAGAACUCACACAGGGGAGAAGCCUUUUGAAUGUUCAGAGUGUGGAAAGAAAUUCAGUGAGAGGGGGACUCUUCAACGUCAUCAGAGAACCCACACAGGGGAGAAGCCUUUUGAAUGUUCAGAGUGUGGAAAGAGGUUUAGUAGGAGUGGCCAUCUUCAACGUCAUCAGGGAACUCACACAGAAGAGAAGACUUUUGAAUGUUCAGAGUGUGGAAAGAAAUUCAGUGAGAGGGAAACUCUUCAAGAUCAUCAGAGAACCCACACAGGGGAGAAGUCUUUUGAAUGUUCAGAGUGUGGAAAGAGGUUCAGUAGGAGUGGCCAUCUUCAGAAUCAUCAGAGAACCCACACAGGGGAGAAGCCUUUUGAAUGUUCAGAGUGUGGAAAGAGGUUUAGUAGGAGUGCCAAUCUUCAACGUCAUCAGAGAAACCACACAGGGGAGAAGCCUUUUGAAUGUUCAGAGUGUGGAAAGAAAUUCAGUGAGAGGACGACUCUUCAAGAUCAUCAGAGAACCCACACAGGGGAGAAGCCUUUUGAAUGCUCAGAGUGUGGAAAGAGGUUUAGUAGCAGUGGCAUUCUUCAACGUCAUCAGAGAACCCACACAGGGGAGAAGCCUUUUGAAUGUUCAGAGUGUGGAAAGAGGUUUAGUAUGAGUGCCAAUCUUCAACGUCAUCAGAAAACCCACACAGGGGAGAAGCCUUUUGAAUGUUCAGAGUGUGGAAAGAAAUUCAGUGAGAUGACUCAUCUUCAACAUCGUCAGAGAACCCACACAGGGGACAAUCCUUAUGAAUGUUCAGAGUGUGGAAAGAGAUUCAGUUGUAGUGGCAGUCUUCAAUGUCAUCAGACAACCCACACAGGGGAGAGACCUUUUGAAUGCUCAGAGUGUGGAAAGAGAUUCAAUCAGAGUGGCCAUCUUCAACGUCAUCAGAGAACCCACACAGGGGAGAAACCUUUUGAGUGCUCAGAGUGUGGAAAGAAAUUCAGUGAGAGUGGCAGUCUUCAACUUCAUCAGAGAACCCACACAGGGGAGAGACCUUUUGAAUGCUUAGAGUGUGGAAAGAAAUUCAGUGAGAGUGGCAGUCUUCAACUUCAUCAGAGAACCCACACAGGGGAGAAACCUUUUGAAUGCUCAGAGUGUGGAAAGAGAUUCAGUCGGAGUGGCUAUCUUCAACGUCAUCAGAGAACCCACACAGGGGAGAAACCUUUUGAAUGCUCAGAGUGUGGAAAGAGAUUCAGUCGGAGUGGCCAUCUUCAAAGUCAUCAGAGAACCCACACGGGGGAUAAACCUUUUGAAUGCUCAGAGUGUGGAAGGAGAUUCAGUCAGAGUAACAGUCUUCAACGUCAUCAGAGAACCCACACAGGGGAGAAACCUUUUGAAUGCUCAGAGUGUGGAAAGAGAUUCAGUGGGUGUGGCCAUCUUCAACGUCAUCAGAGAACCCACACAGGGGAGAAACCUUUUGAAUGCUCAGAGUGUGGAAAGAGAUUCAGUCGGAGUGGCCAUCUUCAAAGUCAUCAGAGAACCCACACGGGGGAUAAACCUUUUGAAUGCUCAGAGUGUGGAAGGAGAUUCAGUCAGAGUGACAGUCUUCAACGUCAUCAGAGAACCCACACAGGGGAGAAACCUUUUGAAUGCUCAGAGUGUGGAACAAAAUUCAGUCAGAGUGGCAGUCUUCAGCUUCAUCAGAGAACCCACAGAGAGGAGAAACCUUUUAAAUGCUUAGAGUGUGGAAAGAAAUUCAGUUUGAGUGGCACUCUUCAACGUCAUCAGAGAACCCACACAGGGGAGAAACCUUUUGAAUGCUCAGAGUGUGGAAAGAGAUUCAGUCGGAGUGGCAGUCUUCAACUUCAUCAGAGAACCCACACAGGGGAGAAACCUUUUGAAUGCUCAGAGUGUGGAAAGAGAUUCAGUCGGAGUGGCAGUCUUCAAUAUCAUCAGAGAACCCACACAGGGGAGAGACCUUUUGAAUGCUCAGAGUGUGGAAAGAGAUUCAGUGGGUGUGGCACUCUUCAACGUCAUCAGAGAACCCACACAGGGGAUAAACCUUUUGAAUGCUCAGAGUGUGGAAAGAGAUUCAGUGGGAGUGGCACUCUUCAACGUCAUCAGAGAACCCACACAGGGGAUAAACCUUUUGAAUGCUCAGAGUGUGGAAAGAGAUUCAGUCAGAGCAGCAGUCUUCAACUUCAUCAGAGAACCCACACAGAGGAGAAACCUUUUAAAUGCUUAGAGUGUGGAAAGAAAUUCAGUUUGAGUGGCAAUCUUCAACGUCAUCAGAGAACCCACACAGGGGAGAAACCUUUUGAAUGCUCAGAGUGUGGAAAGAGAUUCAGUCAGAGGAGGAGUCUUGAACAGCAUCAGAGAAGACACAAAAGGGGGAAUCGUUAG
Molecule: messenger RNA, 2844 nt
Organism: Heteronotia binoei (common prickly gecko)
Lineage: Eukaryota; Metazoa; Chordata; Lepidosauria; Squamata; Gekkonidae
Product: zinc finger protein 850-like
Exons: 3
Coding region: 1-2844 (947 amino acids)
Source: RefSeq, a predicted model, not a curated record